Entrophospora sp. SA101 is the source of this 1242-nucleotide messenger RNA. The record is from the annotation of a GenBank genome assembly. NCBI's taxonomy places the organism in Eukaryota, Fungi, Glomeromycota, Glomeromycetes, Entrophosporales, Entrophosporaceae.
AUGACAUGUAUGCAUAUCGAAUAUAUUUAUGGAGGUAAAUUGUGUCUUGCAGAGCAUGAUGCAUCGGUUAUUCUUGAUAUUCUUAGAGCAACAGAUGAAUUUUGCAUGGACGAAUUAUCAGAAUAUAUACAAGACUAUUUGAUAGAAAAUCCAUGGAGAUUAUUAUCACAUUUUGUUCGAGUACAUCGUUUUGCAUCAGAAGAGGAAAGAUAUCCGAAAAUAAGAAAAUGCGUGAUUGAAAUUAUAAAGGAAAAUCCUGCAACAAUUUUUGACUCGAGUGAUUUUGUUAAAAUGGAAGACAAAACAUUAUUUUGUUUUCUUAAAUAUCAUAAUUUCAACCUAAAACCGAUUUUAUUGUGGAAACAUAUUUUAGAAUGGGGUUUAGCACAACCUAGUAAUAGUUGUCUGCCACCAUCGUCAUCAUCAUCAUUGAAUUCUGAUUGGUCAGAAAAUGAUUUCAAAUUACUGGGUAAUUCAUUAAAGCCAUUCCUACCACUAAUACCAUUUACAAAAAUGUCUGCUGACGAAAUAGUCGAAAAUGUGAGACCUUGGAUGAAAAGUUUGGAUGCUGCUAUACCAGAUUUUUAUAAAGAAAUUUACAAUUAUCAUUUUUUGCCAGAAAGUGAUGAUUUAAAAAAAAAUUUACCAGAUUUAUACUUUACAUCUAGUAUCUAUUCAAAUAAUGGCGAUGAUGAUGAUAUCUUUGAUUCACAGCUUGCAACUCCAUCGGAUUUACAUUUAAUUAUGGGUUGGGUUGAUAGCGAUUAUGUCAACAAUAAAACUACAAAAAGUUUUAUUUUUUCGUUGGGUGAUAAAGUAUUUAAAUUUGAUCCGAUUCUUAGUAGAGUGACGAAUUAUGAAUGUGCAAUUUUUCAAAGCAUGUAUUACGGACCAUGUUUUGGAGGUGGGUUGAAAGGUGAUUUGAAAUUAGCAGGUGAAAAUUUCAAGGAAAAUAGUGCAUCUUGUUGUAUUCAACACAGUUAUGAAUCUAGUAUUCGAUCUUCGGAAGAUGGUUUCUCCAUCGAUGAAUAUGAAGUGUUUCAAAUUGUUGAAAAGAAAGGUAAAGAAACUAUCAAUAAUAAGAAUAAUACUACUCUUGGAAGUAUUAGUAGCAAUUAUAUUCUAAGAAUAUUCAAAAAUUAUAGCUCAUUUCCUGCACAAAUCGAUGCAAAAAUAACUACUCGUGGAGAGAAUAAUAUAACAACCAAAUACGACGAACCUUUACGGUGGAAUCAACUCUAG